CGGGUCCCGUGUUAGGGGCGGGUGACCAUUCCACCCAGAUUGGUGAUAUACAUCUCCAUUUCAUAUAUUUUUCCCAGGUCAGGCCAAUGACUGUACAGCAUAAUGAACAAUUACGACUGCGGCGUGCUGGUCACCAGAAAUCUCGCAAUGGAUGUUUAUCUUGCAAAGUUCGGCGAAUAAAGUGCGAUGAAACAAGACCUUCUUGUCGGAGAUGUAUUGAGUCUGGGAGACGAUGUGAAGGCCCUGUUGUAAAGCAAUUCCGCUUCAUUCAGGAUCGCCCAAAAGACCGAUCGGACACUUCCAUCAUACUGCCAGAAGUCUCGCUCGUAAUACCCGGUCAUAAUGAGUAUGAGCGUCGAGCGUUCAACUACUUUCUCGAUCGAGCUGCGCCCAUUUUCGCAGGCGCUUCGGAUACCGGCUUCUGGAAAGACCUGGUACCGCGGUUCGCUCGCAGCCAUGAGUUCGUCUGGAACAUGGUAGUUUGCAUCAGCUCAUUGCUUGAGCAUGUCCCUUAUGGCUCACUGACGACAGUCUUCGAUGCCGUCUCGGCUCCAGUAAUCACCAAUCACCAACAUCGCCAUGCGCUGCAGUUCUAUAACAAGGCUAUUACCCACGUGCGAGACCUCGCUGAAAGAGACGACAUGGAUGACUCUAUUGCUCUGCUGAGUUGUGUGCUAUUCGCCACUGUGGAAUUUCAACAGAGAAACAUUAAGACUGGGAGAGAUUUGGUCGAACGGGGCUGUCGAAUAUUGAUCCAAAUACUUUCACAGCAGCGGGCUUCACCAACAAGUCUCGCUAUCCAGCAGGUGGUCGGGCCUUUUGUCUUACGAAAAGCGGUCCUCAUGGCCACGCUCGGCACGGUCUUGCCAGCUGAAUGGAUUGCGAAUGUACAAUCAAGUUCGGCCCUACAGAUGGCGUUGUCAAGGCUACCAGCACUGAACGAAGCUAGAGUCCAGUUCCACAGUCUAGUAUACCAUUGCUACGAGGUCAUUCGAGUUGCUGAAUUGGUCCCGGAAGAUGAUCCCAACGACCCAGGACUUCAGAGAUUUGUGUUGACAAGAAGGGCUUUGUUGGAGAAGCUUUUGAAUUGGAAGACCAUCUUUCAACGAGAUUGGAGCCCAACGCCUGAUCCCGAAGCCGGAUGGAUGCACUCAUACAUUUCGAUGUAUUGGGCGGUCUGUUACGUCUCUUUGGCUACAUGCUCAAGCCGCCUGGAAGCGACUUACGACCAAUACAGGGAGCAUUUCCUCGACAUCGUUCACCACGCGGAAGUCUAUCUACAUUGCGCGGCGAAAUCUACCACAGACCAGCAGACUCUCAAGCUUGAUCCGGGUUGCGUCCCACCGCUGUAUUUCUGUUCCAUGAAGUGCCGAGACCCGGUGCUCAGGAGAAAAGCGCUCGAAUUGAUGCGUGUAGCUCCACAACCGACGAGCCGAUGGGCAUUCAUCACUCCAGACCGAGUUGCAGAGAGGGUUAUUCUGAAGGAGGAAGGUCGAGACAGGCUUUACACCUCUGUGGAGAUGGAAACUUCCGAAGUCGGGGUAUGGCCACCAGAACAUCGCCGCUACACACAUACCAGUGUAUUCAAUCGACAACUGUCAGGCGGUCGGGAACGUUUGGCAGUACAACUUAGCAGAUUUACUCCUAUUCCCAAUUCUCAAAGAACACAGUUAGUUCACGAUUACAUCUGGCUAGAUGAGCGUGAAGACGAUAUUGAUCUGCGAAAACAGAUCGGUGAAACAAUUGGAGGCCUUGGUCAUAUGACAGAGAUGAAUAGCAGCGACCUAUCUUAAUCCAACAGCUCAUGACGCUUGAGACAUGUUUGCCAUCGUCCUGGUCUGGAUGGUGAUGGUCAUAUUACUGACAUCGUAUGGGUUUUAGCACCAUUCACCAUAAUGCUAGUUUAUUGUCUGGGGAGGCUGUGUGUAAGACUCGGACGGGGAAGCACGCAAAAUGCUU
Messenger RNA from Exophiala oligosperma, 1959 nucleotides. RefSeq lists its product as uncharacterized. The transcript is spliced from 2 exons. Gene Ontology annotation, molecular function: zinc ion binding; DNA-binding transcription factor activity, RNA polymerase II-specific. Lineage: Eukaryota; Fungi; Ascomycota; Eurotiomycetes; Chaetothyriales; Herpotrichiellaceae. Gene Ontology annotation, biological process: regulation of DNA-templated transcription. The record is from RefSeq and is a predicted model, not a curated record. The coding region runs from base 87 to 1793 and encodes 568 amino acids.